Molecule: messenger RNA, 4084 nt
Organism: Didymodactylos carnosus
Lineage: Eukaryota; Metazoa; Rotifera; Eurotatoria; Philodinida; Philodinidae
Source: the annotation of a GenBank genome assembly
ACACCGUAGUAGAUCUCAUUGGUAGAAUUGAUUUAUACAUAGGAAGAUGCUGUCAGAUACUAGCUACAAGACACUGGAAGCCAUAGGUCUUCAUUUUGUUCGGUUAAAAACUUAUAAAAGAAAUGACCGCGGACACUGUUCAUUCGGACAGAUACACUUUUUUUUCUACUGUUAAAUAUUAUUAUCAUUCCGAAUCAAUGGUCAUUGGUAUAUAUACUACUGCGAUUAAUCAUAUUUUUCUGUAAGGUUUCUUAUUAUCUGUUUAUUUUCAUGUUCUCCAGCUUCUUCUAGCGACAGUACUCUUUAAGGGCCUAAUUAUUUAUGCUAAAAAGAAUCUAUAUUUUUUUGUAUAAAACAUCUCACAAACAAAUAACAACGACAGCGAUAUUGUUGUUAAAUUAUUCUUUUUCCAGUAUCGUCUGUUUCUCUCUGAUUUUUGAUAUUGAAUGUUGUAACAACUAAAGUUUUUCGGUUUAAUUAAAACUGAAGCUGAAACGAUAAACAAAGUUUACUUAUUUUCUUCAUUUGACUACAAAUUAAUAAAUUGAUGAUUGAGUGAUCAUAUAGAAUAGAUCUUUAUCUGUACUAGUGAUAUGACAGAAUGCAUUUAUUAGAAAACGUUGCGAUAAUUGCGGUUCACUAUAAAACUAUUCUAGACAUUUAAAACCAAAGAAUAAGCGACAAACAAAGAAAUUCUUCUUCGCAUGAGUUAAAGAAAAUUCCAUAUACAUUUUAGAUAGAAGAGCAAGAAAGUUAGUGAGACCAAGAAAAUUUAUUUCUGAAAAAUCAAGCAUAACAAAACAGCAAAAAUAGUAUGAAAAUCGAUUUUCUACACGUGUCUAAAUACAAAUUUUAUAGUUCAAGCAGGAUAAGAUUUAUGAGAAAUGGAUUGGUAAGUAAAUGAUUGCUAGUUAUUUUUCUGUUAUUGAGUUUUUCCUGCAGUGAAUGUGAAAAUGUGUUUAAUUAAUAUUAAAAAUUUUCUCUCUGUUGUUCAAAUUCCUAGAUCUCUCACAUAUAUUUUCCUUCUUCGUUUAUCAAAAAGUCCUGUCUAUUGCUUGUCUGUAUUACGUAAAAUAUUCGCAAGAACACUUCAGAAAUGUCAACAAAUAAUAAAUUUGACUAUGUGAUGUUUAAUUGUAAAAAAAAGUCUUUUUGUACUUGUUUGGUUUGACACACCAUAAUUAAAACAUAACUUGUGAUGAAUUAUUAAACAAGUGUUGUAGUUAAAAUCGAGAUUUGAUCAGCUAAACUCGAAAUUAUCUACUAAAACAUGAGUUUUCUGUAAUAAUGAAAUCUUCAAAUAUGCAUAGAGAAAUUGUACAAAAAUUCCAUACUUAGUAGAAUCAUGAAAACUUCGAAAUCAUUGAUACAUGUCUGGGCUAAACUAUUGUGAAAACGACGGAUAUUUAUUUCAUUUAACAUAUUGAAAUCAAAACGAUCAAUCUAAAAUUUUGAAUUGUAUUUGUAAUUCACGUUAAAGAACUAAGCUAAGAGCAUUUUGAAUAUUUCACUUUCUCAACCAGUCUUGCGAUGGAUAUUUCGAGCACUCAAUUUACGUUUACUAAUGAGUCACGAACAUUUAUUUCGAGAGCGAGAUGUACCAUUUUCCGACGAAUUCGAUUUUCAGCAGUUGUAACUCGUCAAAAUUUUUAUUUUGUCUUGUCAUACGAAUGAUCUUAUAAGACAAACAUAAAUUUUCUCUCCUUUUUAUCACAAUGUUUUUCUUCUAGUUGUACUCGAAAAAGAGGAACAAAAAAUAACACUCAUCAAUUGUGAGGCAAGGAAAAAGAAAAAAAAAGGAUAUGCAACGGAAAUUCAGUCUAAUAUAUUUAGCCUAUUACCCUCUGAAAAAGAGAAAAAUAAUCGUUAUGCGAGUAACAGCGAGAGAAAGAGAGAGAGAGAGAACGAAAUAUUCAGCUGAUUAGUAAUAUUAAUAUAAAUGAAAGAAGAAUGAUGAAUUUUCAGUUUGUGGUUUGAAUAAAUAUAACUAUCAGAUUUAAUUCCCUAACACGAUAAUUUAUUAAAAACAACCAAAAAGAAACAGAAAAAAUAUCGGAAUAGCUACUCUAUCUGUAGAAUAAAUUGAUCUAUCAAAUAUAAAUAAAUAGCAGAAUGAAAAUUUUUUUUCGUUAAUGUUCCAAAAGCAGAAUAACGAUUGUUUGUUAACACUGAUUCCAGGAAGAUAAAAACACAUUUAAUGUUUACUCAAAAAUGAAACAUGUUAUUGAUACAGUAGGUCCCAUCUUAUGAUUACGAGUAAUUAAAAAAAUCUAGUGAUAAUAAAUAAAAUUUGUCUUACAAUUGAAAAAUUAUAAUAACAUCAAAAUCGUUUGAAAAAUUUUGAAACUAACGGGUAGAUUUUACACAUUUGAUCGGCACUUAUCCAUAAACUAUUGCUCCUUGUAGUAUUGUUAUGACUGUUUCUAUCAUUCUAAAGUGUAGAAUCAUAUUUUUAAAUAAAAUUUUUAUUUGAUUAUCAACGGUCUUACUUUUUUCUUUUAAAAUGUUUGCAUUUAAUAUGAUACAAACUUUCCAAACUAUGAUGGAACGUGUGAUACAUUAUGCGACUAGAGUUAUACAACUAAUUAUUUUUGUUUUAGUGUUAUUUUCAAUGUCAAUCAAUAUAUUUGAUGGACAAAUGUCGAAGAAUUGGUAUUAAUAAUGAAUAAUAAUGAAGAAAAUACAAUUGUUUUUGUUGAUGAAUGUUACGGCGUAUAAUCAAAGUUAAUAAUAAUAACGUACACACUCAACAUUACUCACUAUUAUAAAAGAAUUAUUAUGGUAUGAUUUAUUCAAACGAAUGUUUUAUACUAUUUUAAUUGUUAUUUUAAUACAACCUACAUGUUUGUUAUCCGUAGAUGUAGAUAAUAAGAGAGAAGAAAUGUUAAAUAAUAACUAUUCUCAUAUAUUAUCAUCAAAAGAUAUUGACAAAUAUUUUACUUUGGUGACAACAAUCGAUAAACCAAUUAGUUUAAAAAAAUAUUAUGGUAUGCAAGAUUUAUCAAUCAAUUAUUAUCCUGGUACAAUAAAUAUUAUUUUAUCUGUUCCACACGAUGGUGAUUUAAAAUCAAAUUUAAAUACUCGUCCAUUGGGUGGUUGCAAAAAACAAAAUUCAUCAUCAACAAAAUGUAUUUAUCAACAUCCAUGUCCAAUGGCAUAUAAAAUGAAUCAAAUUGAUUGUCCUAUAUCAAGAGGUCGUGAUACAAAUACACGUUUAUUAGCAUUAGCAUUAAGAUAUGAAUUAAAUAAAUUGAUAAAUUUAAAACCAUUUGUUAUUAUAAAUCGUAUUCAACGAUUAAAAGUUGAUAUGAAUCGAUUUAUAGAUGAAGCAACAUUUGGCUAUGGAGAAAAUAUGAAAGCGUGGAUGCUCUAUCAUUUUUAUAUUCAACAUGCACGAGAAUUAAUUGUUCGAAAUAUUGGUAAAGGUAUUCUAUUUGAUAUUCAUUCUCAAAGUCAUAUUGAAGGUUGGGUAGAAAUUGGCUACUUAAUAACAAGUGAACAGUUAAAAAAUGGUAAAUAUUCAUUUAGAAAAUCGACAUUAACAUCGACACUACCAUUUAAUGAAACGGAAUUAAUUACCGGUUACAAAUCAUUAGGAUAUUUCAUUGAAAAAUAUAAUUAUCCAGCAACACCGUCGCCUAGUCAUCCCAAACCUCCAUAUUCAUCCUAUUAUGAAUGGGGUUAUAUCAUCGAUGAAUAUGGGGCGAGAUUACGUACAGAUAAUUUUAGUGCAAUUAUGAUUGAAUCUCCAUCAAAGCAAUUAUUAAAUAAAACACGUCUAUUUUUCUAUGCAAAAUCGUUAGCAAAAGCUCUAGCAGACUAUUUAAUUGAAUUGAAUAUUAUCGAAGAAUUUUCAGAAAAUAUUAAAAUGAAUCGCCGAGUUGUUUCGUAUAAAACAACAAUUAUUAGUGAAAUCAAUGGUAAACAUAAUUCAACAGAUAAUUAUUCCACAUCUACGUCGCCGUAUUCCAGCGAACAAUCUCAAAAUGGAGGCAAUGAUCCUAACAAAAUCCUACAGAAUCCUAUUGAAACCCGAAAUUCAUCGGAUUUUCUAAGAUCCUAUUACGAUCCUGAACAAACUUAA